UCAUUUUUCCUUUCUUCCAAACAAAUGGCUCUUCUCCUUCCAAAAACCAACUUUGUCUUAGCCAUUUUCCUUCUGUUGCUAAUGCUUUCCACAUCCAAAGGAUCGCUGGACGUGCAUUACUACCAUCAAACAUGUCCACAAGCUGAGAAUAUCAUCUUUGAAACUGUUCGCAAAGCUUCGAUCAAUGACCCUAAAGUUCCAGCUCGAAUCCUUCGAAUGUUCUUCCAUGACUGCUUUAUAAGGGGAUGUGAUGCAUCGGUGUUGCUGGACUCAACUCCUGGAAACCAAGCGGAGAAAGAUGGUCCUCCUAAUAUUUCACUUGCAUCAUUCUAUGUGAUCGAAGACGCGAAAACUAAGCUGGAAAUGGCAUGUCCGGGGACAGUUUCUUGUGCUGAUAUCAUCGCCAUUGCAGCAAGAGAUGUUGUAGCCAUGUCCAGAGGCCCGUAUUGGAAUGUACUCAAAGGAAGGAAAGAUGGGAGGGUGUCCAAAGCUUCUGAAACCGUUAACCUACCAGCUCCAACCUUCAAUGUAACUCAACUCAUUCAGAGCUUUGCUCAAAGGGGUUUAGGACUCAAGGAUUUGGUUGCUCUAUCUGGCGGACACAGUCUUGGCUUCUCACAUUGUUCUUCUUUUGAAGCUCGGGUUCACAACUUUAGCUCGGUACAUGACGUUGAUCCUACCAUGAACACCGAGUUUGCAGAAAGGCUGAAGGAGAAAUGCCCGAAGCUGAAUAGGGAUCGCAAUGCUGGAGAGUUUCUGGACUCGACUGCUUCCACUUUUGACAAUGACUAUUACCUACGACUAAUGGCAGGGGAGGGCUUGUUUGGAUCAGAUCAGGCCCUGCUUACAGAUUACAGGACUAGAUGGAUUGUUGAAUCAUUUGCUAAAGAUCAAGGUUUGUUCUUCAGAGAAUUCACAGCUUCGAUGGUGAAACUUGGAAAUGUAGGAGUCCUUGAAAAUGGAGAAGUGAGACUCAAAUGCCAAGCAGUGAACUGACAGCUGAGCAAGAGUCAUAGAGAGAGAUAAAUAAUAUGCUGUUAAAUUCGGCAGUUUUAUAACCCUUUGUUCUACGUUGGUGAACAAGGUAAGAUUGGCACACAGUGAGAAGCCAAUAAUAAUUAAUCCAAAUUUGCCUUCAUUCAA
This is a messenger RNA of Vitis riparia (riverbank grape), 1143 nucleotides long. Its product is annotated as peroxidase 66. The coding region runs from base 25 to 996 and encodes 323 amino acids. The record is from RefSeq and is a predicted model, not a curated record. NCBI's taxonomy places the organism in Eukaryota, Viridiplantae, Streptophyta, Magnoliopsida, Vitales, Vitaceae. Gene Ontology annotation, molecular function: heme binding; peroxidase activity. The transcript has 3 exons. Gene Ontology annotation, cellular component: plant-type cell wall; plasmodesma. Gene Ontology annotation, biological process: response to oxidative stress; hydrogen peroxide catabolic process.